Messenger RNA from Paramecium pentaurelia, 338 nucleotides. The record is from the annotation of a GenBank genome assembly. Lineage: Eukaryota; Ciliophora; Oligohymenophorea; Peniculida; Parameciidae.
UUGAUGAGCGACGAUUCAGAAAGUCUUGAAUUUCCAAAUGCACCAUUUUAUAGUUUUGUAUUUGAAUAAUAUAACACAUAUAUAUAGAAUAUAACAGUGGGAUUAACAUUGUCAUUAGCCAAAUUAUGUGCUAGUAAAUGUAGAUUAUUCAAACCAGAUCUGGGAGUAAAAUUGAAUGAGAAUGAUAUUCAAUGCAUUUGUAAUAAAUACAUUUUAAUAAAAUACAAAAGAAAAUUGUGCUGCAUCCAUUAACAAUAAUUAUUCCACAUUCUCAAAUUAAUUAAAAGAGUCUAUUAAUUUUGAGGAUUCAUUAGGAGCUUUCGAACCAGAGGAAUGAG